GAGAAAAAUGGGAGACACCGCUGCGCCUCCGAUAUCAAACGAUGAAAUUUUGAACAUUUGCAAGCCAAAAUCUCCUGAAACAAAGGAUUUUAUAAUGCAACAAACGAUGUACCGAAUAAAGGACCCCAAAAUAUCCAUACCAUUCUACACCGAAAUUCUUGGAAUGCAACUUUUAACGAAACUAGAUUUCCCCUCGAUGAAAUUUUCGUUAUACUUUUUGGGCUACGAGGACUCUGACAAUAUACCUGAAGGUUUAAGCAGCAAAGAUAGAGUUUCGUGGACUUUCAGUAGAAAAGCUACAAUUGAAUUAACUCAUAAUUGGGGAACUGAAAAUGAUCCUAACUAUAAACCCCACAAUGGAAAUCAAGAACCCAAAGGUUUCGGGCACAUCGGUGUUAUGGUUCCAGAUGUUUAUAAGGCUUGUGAAAGAUUUGAAAAAUUAGGCGUUAAUUUUGUGAAAAAACCCGACGAUGGGAAAAUGAAAGGCUUGGCUUUCAUCACUGAUCCUGAUGGUUAUUGGAUUGAAAUUUUUAACAAUGAAAAAGUCGCUGUUCUCGUAAAUUCCUAG
Molecule: messenger RNA, 568 nt
Organism: Phyllotreta striolata
Lineage: Eukaryota; Metazoa; Arthropoda; Insecta; Coleoptera; Chrysomelidae
Source: the annotation of a GenBank genome assembly